This is a messenger RNA of Linum tenue, 1769 nucleotides long. Lineage: Eukaryota; Viridiplantae; Streptophyta; Magnoliopsida; Malpighiales; Linaceae. The record is from the annotation of a GenBank genome assembly.
AGCGGGCUAAAUAAAAAGCCCAUAUUGGCCAUCCUCGAUUCCUUCCUUCUCACUGCUCGCCGUCUGUCUACUCCGGCUUCCAAGAAUGGGUUCGAUCGAAACGCCUCCACUGACGGAGAACGGAACAUCGGCGCCGACCUCUGCUGGCGGCAACUCUAACGUCGAACAAGAGAGUCAUUCUGCCAUCGACGAAAUGCCUUCCUUGCCCGGAAACACGGUGUCUAUGGAAACAGACGGUUUGAAGGAAAGGAGAGGUAGUUCGCUCCCGCUGGAGGUUGGAACUCGGGUCAUGUGCCGCUGGAGAGAUGGCAAGUAUCAUCCCGUGAAGGUUAUUGAAAGGAGGAAGGUUUCGUACUCCGGAGUUAGCGAUUACGAGUAUUAUGUUCAUUACACCGAGUUUAACAGGAGGCUUGAUGAAUGGGUGAAACUUGAUCAGCUUGAUCUGGACUCCGUUGAGGCUGUAGUUGACGAGAAGGUGGAGGAUAAGGUAACAAGCUUAAAAAUGACACGCCAUCAGAAAAGGAAGAUCGAUGAGACCCAUGUUGAGGGACACGAGGAACUUGAUGCUGCCAGCUUGAGGGAGCAUGAAGAAUUCACAAAAGUGAAAAAUAUAGCAACUAUGGAACUUGGGAAGUAUGAGAUUGAAACAUGGUACUUCUCACCAUUUCCACCAGAAUACAAUGAUUGUUUGAAGCUCUACUUUUGUGAGUUCUGCCUGAAUUUCAUGAAGCGUAAGGAGCAGCUUCAAAGGCACAUGAGGAAGUGUGAUCUCAAACAUCCCCCUGGUGAUGAGAUUUACAGAAGUGGUACAUUGUCAAUGUUUGAAGUCGACGGUAAAAGGAACAAAGUCUAUGGUCAAAACCUCUGCUAUUUGGCGAAGUUAUUUCUUGAUCACAAGACCCUCUACUAUGAUGUUGACCUCUUCUUGUUUUACGUGCUGUGUGAAUGUGAUGAUCGUGGAUGUCACAUGGUUGGAUAUUUUUCCAAGGAAAAACAUUCCGAGGAAUCCUACAAUUUAGCUUGUAUCCUCACUCUUCCCCCUUACCAAAGGAAAGGCUACGGGAAAUUUCUAAUUGCUUUCUCAUAUGAACUUUCGAAGAAGGAAGGCAAGGUUGGAACACCUGAGAGACCUCUUUCUGACCUAGGCCUCGUUAGCUAUAGAGGAUACUGGACCCGUGUUUUGCUCGAUAUCUUGAAGAAGCACAAAGGCAACAUUUCUAUCAAGGAACUAAGUGACAUGACGGCAAUUAAAGUCGAAGAUAUUCUGACGACGCUGCAGAGCCUGGAAUUGAUCCAAUACAGGAAGGGACAACAUGUGAUAUGUGCAGAUCCCAAGGUUUUGGAUCGGCACCUGAAAGCGGCUGGCCGUGGAGGUCUUGAUGUUGAUGCCAGCAAGCUCAUCUGGACGCCAUAUAAAGAACAGAGUUAGGAGGUGACGAGGAAGAAGGCAUCAAUCUGUAGCCUGUCGUUGUACCAUAUUGUAUGUAGAUAUAUAUAUAUAUUCUACUAGGAAAGCACAAAAUCUUUAGAGAGCAGCUGCUUGUGAUAUGUAUUUCACCAGAAUAGGCGAAUUGGUAUAAGCUAAAACGCCUUGCUGUACGCUAGUGAUGUUACGAUUCUUAUGGAAGCCAUAUGGGUUCAGUGACCGAUUAUCCGUGAUCUCAAAGUUCAGUGACCUUUUUGGCGUUUAUCCGUAAUCACAUCGCCUCCCUACCUCCCUCCUUCCCGUUGUUCCUUCCGGCAGACAUAUAGCCGCCUCCUUCCCUCCC